ACUUGGCGAGUCCAUUGCAGGAGGCAGUUCCUCGUAAUCAGCAGCAGUGAAGCGCGGUGCGACAUUCUCGGACCUCUCAUCACAGCCCUGUCCGUCGAUUGUUGGUUUUUUUUUUUUUACGCCUCUAUGGUUUUGCACUUUGUUGGACUUUCCGUAUAGGACUUGCGCACGUGCCCACGCCUGACGUAGUAACGGAGAGUUGUGUGUGUAACGGGGGGUUUUUUCACUGUUUCCGUCGGGUUGCGUCUGUUCAGCAGACAAGGUUCAUCCAAAGUGGAGCUGCUACCUAGACUUUAUCUUCUUAUUCCACAUGAUAAGCUGACUCUGACUGUCUCUCUGCUCACUGGUCACUGGACAGAGUGUGGGGUGUGAGGAGAUAAGAGGAAGAAGACAGAGAGGAGAAGCCUGAACACAGUAGACCACUGUGAAGAGAGAGAGAGAGACAGUAGAAGAGAGAAAGGCCCGAGAGGCAUUCGUUUAUUUGGGAGUCAUGGGGAAACAGAACAGCAAGCUGCGGCCGGAGGUGCUCAACGAUCUGCGCGAGAACACCGAGUUCAGUGAGCAUGAGCUACAGGAGUGGUAUAAGGGCUUCCUGAAGGACUGUCCCACGGGUCACCUCACUGUGGACGAGUUCAAAAAAAUCUACGCCAAUUUUUUCCCGUACGGAGACGCCUCCAAAUUUGCAGAACACGUCUUCCGAACGUUCGACACUAACGGUGAUGGGACUAUCGACUUCAGAGAGUUCAUCAUCGCGCUGAGUGUGACGUCACGAGGGAAGCUGGAGCAGAAGCUGAAGUGGGCCUUUAGUAUGUAUGACCUGGACGGCAAUGGCUACAUCAGCCGAGCAGAGAUGCUGGAAAUUGUACAGGCAAUCUAUAAGAUGGUUUCAUCCGUAAUGAAGAUGCCAGAGGACGAGUCCACUCCAGAGAAGAGAACCGAUAAGAUUUUCAGACAGAUGGACACCAAUAAAGAUGGAAAGAUUUCACUGGAGGAGUUUAUUAAAGGAGCCCGGAGCGACCCCUCGAUCGUCCGCCUCCUCCAGUGUGACCCGAGCAGCGCCAGUCAGUUCUGAGCCGAACAACCACAGUGCACUCUUAACAGUGUUCACUCUAAAAGAGUCCAAAGUGAACAUGGUAAGUGUUUGUGUAAGCGUAAGAAUGUGGCUGUUGUACUCAUCACAUUUACUAAUUUGUCAGUGGCAUUAGGGACCACUUUUGAAAUGUGAAUGCUAAAUGGAGGCCAGUAAGCACUUAGAUCAGUCCUGUUACCGGUCAUUUAGACUACCACUUGUUAUGGACUGGGAAUAUAGUGUUAUGUAUAUUGUGUAUGUGUGUAUUAAAAACAGCAGUUCAUAAUGUGGGAUGUUUAUAGAAGAGCAGCACUGUUUGGGAUUGUGGUCAUUUUGAUGAGCAAUGCAUGACUGGCCCUGAAACCACGGGCCAGAUUUAACAUUUAACAUUUUAAAUAAAGAGGCUGAUUAUGUGUGUGUAAUCUGUUAAACUGCAUCCAGAGCUGGUGGGUGUGUUGUGGGUGAUUUACAAAGAGUUGUUAUAUUCGGUGAUUUUUCUACUGAUGGCCGUGGCGAGUUCAGAUCUCAGACACACUCCCGGCAGCAAUAGGUGAAUGAAAUCUAGAUGCCGCGUUAGCCGCUGCCGAAAACCGCUUUCGUGUCCCCAUCACAAUAGCAACGUUUAGAUUCACUCACAAAGCAAUGCUAUCCUGAAAAAAAUCAAACAUGAUUUGCUUUGAUACAGACAGGUGAUAUAAAUGCAAAUGUCCAUGCAUGCUGAUUAACUGCUAGAAACCUGGGCAAAGCAGUGGGAUGCAGACUAAACGUAAAUAUAUAUAUAUAUAUAUAUAUAUAUAGCGAGACAGAAAUGAGCAUGAACCAACGAUUUGUCUUGAGCAAGCAAUUCUGCUAUUGAUACUUUUUAAACCUAUUAAAACCAACUCUAAUAGCAUAAUAAUAAUCAGAUUCUGAUACUACUUUUUAAUUUCACAUCACCUGGAACCAGCACUGACAAGAUUAUAUACAAAUCACAAAGCAUUAGUUCCAUGUAAGUAUACAAAUAUGACAGCAGAUCAAUUAGAAAAUGUGACUAAGCAAGCUUGAAUUGCUGUUUAAGCUUAAGAUUAAAUCCCAACCUGUCAAACCUAAUUCGACAGCUCUCAAUCACAAAUCCUACUGCAAAUAUUAAGCCCAUUCAUUAUUUUCUAUUCUAUUCUAAGUUCUUGGAUAAAGUGAAGCUGAAGGUUAAUAAACAAUAAACUCCCUUCACCAAUCUGCCUCAAGCUGUUUCUCGUGUGAAAAAGAGUUUUGUUGUCGUAAUUAAAAACGUCUAUGGUUCUUGUACGUAAAUGUCGCAUAGUGUGCUGGGGGGUUACCAAAACUGAGACUCAUCCUGGGCAAAAGGAAUGAAAUGUAACCCAAAAUGGCAUCUGGAUUUCUUAUAGCAAAGCCCAGGACAGUAAACCUUCACACAUUAUGUAGUAUUGCAAGACUGAGAGCCUGAGAGUUGACAGGUGCAGGCAGGUACAGAGCUGAUUAAAGACCGUGAGACACAAAAUUGAUGCUAUAGACACUCUUGAAAUGCAGUUGGGUUAUUGGUAUUGGAUGUACAAAUGUGACUUUAGCAUUAUUUUCAGUCAGUGAGACAUGCAGUGUCUGAAAUCUCAGCUUGGUUCAUUAUAUACCAUGCCUUGCAUAAGUAUACACCCCCUUCGAAUGAAGAAAGAGUUGAGGAUAAAUCCCAACAGAAGUUCUAAAUGAUCUCAACAAGCCUUACUUUUAAUUUUUGGAUAUAACAUGUUUUUUAUUAUUAUUAUGUCAUUUAUUUCAUCUGAUAUGUUCGAAAGUGCACGUUUAUAAAUUCGGACUGGAAAUGCAACGUUUUUUUUGUAUAAUCCCAGUUGUUUCUACAGCUUGCAAUGAAUAAUCUUAUUUUAACUGUGUUUUUAUUUUAAGGUAUUUGCUGUUUUUAUUUGUUACAGUUUUAUAAAUAAUUGAUUUUUUUUUUAUAUGGCAGCAUUUUGUGCACAUUCAAUAGACCUCUGCUUGACAGGUUUCUGGUAUUUUGUUCAUGGAUAUUCAUCAGCAUGUGUUACUUUUAUUAGCGAUGGCUCUUUUAUAAAAAGCAAUGAUUUGCUCAUGUUUGUGUUGAACACUUUGCUUACUGUUGCAUGUAUCAUGGCAAUUCUUAGAUAAAUAUUGUGACCGAGUUGCUCUUGAUAUUUUGAUUUGAUUUGUGAUGUUUUGUAUUCUAUGCCCUGUUGGUUGUUAAUGGUGCAGUUUAGGACACCUCUACGGAAUAUCGUGAAACCCAAUGUGAAUGUUUUUUUCUGCUUCUUCUGAACUUCAUAGUACUCUGCCAUUCACAAACUGAUGCAUUAUAACAAUGUGCCACAUACUAUAUCUCCCUUCGCUGCUCGUUGGAUAACGAGUUUCCAUCAUGUAGAUGACGAGAAUGCAACUUUUCCAUCACCAUAGAAACUGUGGCUUGAUUUGCAAGACGCUGCUUGACUGAGAUAGUUAUGGGGAUGCGUCUGACCUCGUAGCUGGCCGUAUUCCAAGCCUUGUAAAAACACGCCGUCAGGAACAUGUCAGAUGAAGUGGUACUGGAAGUGUUAAGUAAACAUCUCUAGUAAAAACAGAACCGGAAUGAAAGUAAAUCAUUUUCAGCAUUUUGAUCAUGAGCGUUAGCAUUUUAAAUCCCUCCAUGACAGUUAUGGCAUGAAGCUAGCAGAUCUUGACAUUUUGUAUUCAAAGAUGUUGUUCAUGGCUAUAACAGAUGUCCUGCAGUAUUUAUAAAGGAAACUGUAACCGUGCUGUUAAUAGAAAAGCUCUGGAAUGUUACUGUUAUCGUUCUCCUUUUGUUUCCAUUAAAAGCUUGUGCUUCCUUCUUGGA
Molecule: messenger RNA, 3905 nt
Organism: Hemibagrus wyckioides
Lineage: Eukaryota; Metazoa; Chordata; Actinopteri; Siluriformes; Bagridae
Product: hippocalcin-like protein 1
Exons: 4
Coding region: 491-1072 (193 amino acids)
Molecular function (GO): calcium ion binding
Source: RefSeq, a predicted model, not a curated record